AUCUCUGUUUCAUACCUUGUUUUCUAUCUGUGUUAACAUCUGUGGUUUAUUAUUGCAGUGUGUUCCAGUUAAGUUCUGUUUUGUUCGUCGAGAGGUGAUCAAGAGUGGAAAUGAAUUUCAAUGGAGAAACAGGAAAGUUUAUUUUGGAUAGUGCACGCCAAGCUAGUCCAAGGCUAGAUCAUACACCAUCGCCAUCUCCUACAAAACCAGCAACACCGGUUGGGGGCAGUAAUGCAGCAGCAGGUGAAGAGACUAGCUUGCUGUCUCGUGCUCGCUUGCAAGCUCUGGUUCGUGAAACUGAUCCGUCUGAACAGUUAGAUGAAGAUGUGGAAGAUAUGCUGCUUGUUCUCGCUGACCAGUUUGUUGAGGAAGCUGUUGUGGCAGCAUGCAAAUUAGCAAAACAUCGCAAGGCAAACACUGUAGAACCUCGUGAUGUGAUGCUUCCAUUAGAAAGGCACUGGAAUGGUUGGCUUCCAGGAUGUGCAGGUGAUGAAAUACGACCUGCACGACGUAAUCCAGUUGUGGAAGCUCACCGACAAAGGUUGUCCUUAAUGCGAAAGGCCAUGAAGAAAUACUAAUGAAGCAUAUACUGUGCUUUUAAUGGGUCUUGUAAUACUUAUUAUUUUGGCUACAUGCCAGUUCAGUGAAACUAUUGCUUUAUUUCGAAUGGACAAAGUAGUUUACUCAGACUUGUGGGCACAAGUACUCAGACUUGUGGGCACAAGUACUGAUUAUUGUAUUGGCAUGUUUCAGUUAACUCAACGACAUACUGUUUUUGCUGACACACUCUUGCAGUUGAAGACUGCAUGGUGAUGCCUUCAACAUUUUCUGAACUGAAAUAUUUACCAAAGACAUUAUAGUUCCUAAGAAACACUAAAUCUUUGCUAAGCGCCCAGAAUGCUGGAUGAUUUAGGACUUUGUUCUGAACCAACUAUCUGAUCUCAAAAUUUCUUCUUCUACCUCCUUUCAUCCCCCACAUCUACUUUCUCACUCCAAAUUUUGUCAUGAGCCAGAAUAGUUACGGCGCUCUUACUCUUGUGGAGCGCAGACAAAAUUUAGUUAACAGUAUUUUUCAUCUGUGUGUUGUUUCCAUUCAGCAUAUGAUCUGAUUUGAUCUGUCGUAUGAAUUUACACAGCUGAAAUAUUAGUAAUAUUAGGGGUACUGGGCAGUCAGUUUAAACUAUCAGUUUAUGAAUAUAUAUAUAUGUUUUAUAGCUCUGGCUGUGUGAGUAAAUUGUAUUAAAUAACUAAAUGUCACAGUUACCAUUUAAAAACAUUUAUAUUGUGUGUGAUACGCUUUGUAAUUCCAUGUAAAUUGAGAAGAA
Messenger RNA from Schistocerca serialis cubense, 1325 nucleotides. RefSeq names its product transcription initiation factor TFIID subunit 12-like. Gene Ontology annotation, molecular function: protein heterodimerization activity; DNA binding; TBP-class protein binding. NCBI's taxonomy places the organism in Eukaryota, Metazoa, Arthropoda, Insecta, Orthoptera, Acrididae. Gene Ontology annotation, biological process: DNA-templated transcription initiation; RNA polymerase II preinitiation complex assembly. Gene Ontology annotation, cellular component: SAGA complex; SLIK (SAGA-like) complex; transcription factor TFIID complex. Bases 111 to 578 code for a protein of 155 amino acids. The record is from RefSeq and is a predicted model, not a curated record. The transcript is spliced from 2 exons.